Nanorana parkeri is the source of this 1524-nucleotide messenger RNA. RefSeq names its product cytoplasmic phosphatidylinositol transfer protein 1-like. Gene Ontology annotation, molecular function: phosphatidylinositol transfer activity; phosphatidylinositol binding. The transcript is spliced from 10 exons. The record is from RefSeq and is a predicted model, not a curated record. Gene Ontology annotation, cellular component: cytoplasm. Bases 101 to 1024 code for a protein of 307 amino acids. NCBI's taxonomy places the organism in Eukaryota, Metazoa, Chordata, Amphibia, Anura, Dicroglossidae. Gene Ontology annotation, biological process: phospholipid transport.
GUGCCCAGAGAGGAGGAGAAGCUCACACUGGAGGUGAGGGUUGCUCGGCACAAGAACCCGGUAAAGUUUUGCGGAGUGUAGAAGCGGCGCCGGGCCCAGGAUGCUGGUGAAGGAGUACCGGAUCUGUAUGCCAUUAACAGUGGACGAGUACAGGAUUGGACAGCUGUAUAUGAUCAGCAAGCACAGCCAUGAACAAAGUUCGGAUGGAGAAGGGGUGGAAGUGAUCAUCAAUGAGCCUUAUGAAGACCCCAUCCAUGGCAAAGGGCAGUACACAGAGAAGAGAGUCUACCUGAACAGCAAACUGCCGACCUGGGUACGAGGAUUUGUGCCAAAGAUUUUCUACAUCACAGAAAAGGCCUGGAACUAUUAUCCUUACACAAUCACAGAAUACACAUGUUCUUUUCUGCCAAAAUUUCAAAUAAGAAUAGAAACAAAGUUUGAAAAUAAUAAUGGCUCCAAUGACCGGGUAUUUGGGGAAAAACCCACACCAGAGGAUGAUAUGUGCUACAUCGAUAUAGCUUCUGAUGAUUUGUCAGAGAGUUAUUACAAAAAAUCAGAAGAUCUUAGGACGUUCUGUUCAGUGAAGACUGGCCGAGGACCAUUACUGCAUGACUGGCAAGAGACCACACAGCCCAUAAUGUGCUCAUACAAAUUAGUAGCAGCCAAAUUUGAGGUCUAUGGGUUUCAGUCAAGAGUCGAAAGUUUCAUUCAUAAGAACAUCAAAGACAUAUUGCUUGCUGGACACAGACAAGCUGUUGCUUGGAUGGAUGAAUGGUAUGGCAUGUCUCUGGAAGAUGUGCGAAAGUUUGAGAAAAGACUUCAGGAAGAAACUAAUUGCAAAGUAAAUUGCCAGAAGAAGUCUUCAGAUCCAAACAGUGAACACUUGCUAAACACUGGUGUUGGAAGGCAUUCAAUCAACAGGUCAACCUCUUGGAAUAAUGGAACAGAGACAUCUCCAUAUGGAACUACCAAAGGGAAUGCAGACUCAAAACCACGACCAAGACUUCCCUCAGCUCCAGAAUAAUACAUAUAAGGUUACAUUUCUCAACAAAUCCGGGACCGGAUAUUUGGAAACAAGUCCAGAAAAUUCCUAUUACUAUGGUUUUCUGAAUAGUCCACAUGAGAUAUACUUGAUGGGAUGACAAGGUCAAAUAGAUUUUCAUUGUUUACCUUUUAGGUCUACAAGCUGCAGAAGAAAUGGAAAGGCUUAGGACUUGUACUUAUCCAUGAACAUUAGUGGUGCACAACAUGAGCUGGUGCAAUUUUUUUAAUUGAGAAUUAUAUCUGUUGGGAUAAUGGUUAGAAAUAUACAAUGUUAAUGCAUUGGGGUUUUAGGAGAAGUACAUUUUGUAACCUUAUUGAAAAGCAGAAGGAUUCACAAUGUAAACAAUGCCAAUGUGCCACCAGCCAGUAUAGAUGCAUAGAUCUGGUGGGACAUGAGGUGUAAAUAAGUUCAGGGGGCAUAUUACUGUAUGUUGUACUAUGGGAGGUAUGUCACUUAUUCAUUUGAAACUUUUAUUUUCU